Molecule: messenger RNA, 1168 nt
Organism: Chilo suppressalis (striped riceborer)
Lineage: Eukaryota; Metazoa; Arthropoda; Insecta; Lepidoptera; Crambidae
Source: the annotation of a GenBank genome assembly
CCAUGAUCCAGUCGUGAUCAGUCAGCGGAGAGGUCUAGUUGUAUCAACAUGACGUAAACCGUAUUUCGAGACCACUAGCAUUACAUUUUCCGCGAAUUAAAACGGAAUUCAACUGUUGCGGCUGUCCUUUUGAAAAUCGUACUAUUUAUUCAUUGGGAAAAAUAGCCAAAAUGGCAGAAAACAAGAGCCCCGAAGAGAUAGAACAGCAAAUGGCACAGUUCAAAACCUGGGUCAACAGCCAACCUCACCUGCCUAAAGAUUUGGAGGACAAACUGAUCAGGCGGUUUCUACACAGCUGCUACUACAACUUUGAGCAGGCGAAAAGCGCCGCAGAAUUAUUCUGCACGAUAAGAGCUUCGAUACCAGAACUCCUUAAUGAUAGAGACCCGUUGUCACCACAGUUUCAGAAGACAUUUAAAAUUGUGAACUUGGCACAGAUACGGAUAUCGGGCAAUCGCAACCUGUGGAUAUGGCAGCUUAACGACCCCGGCUUGGAGUUGUUCGAUUACAUACAAGAUGUCAGGCUGUUCUUCUUGUCGAUGGACGCGUGGCUCCUCAACGAGGAACACUUGGAAGACGCUGACUUGGUGCUGCUCGAUGUGAAGGACAUAUCGCUCAAGUUCAUCACCAAGUUCAAUGUGUCCAUCGCUAGGAAACUGGCCAAAUAUCAAGAAGACGCUUUACCCAUCAGAUUGAAACAGAUACACUUGGUGAACGCACCGCCGUUUAUAGACAAGAUAUUUGGUCUAAUGAAACCGUUUCUGAAACAAGAAGUUACAGACAUGGUUCAUUUCCAUUCACCGAAAUCGGAUAGUCUAUACAAAUAUUUUGAUAAAGAUGAUCUCCCCGAUGAUUAUGGAGGCACCAGAGGGACGAUGGAUGACCACAUGCAACACGUCAUGGAUGUAAUAAUAAGUAAAAGGGAUAUUUUGAUGAAGAAUAACCUUUGGAAAGCAGAGAAGAAAAAUAAGAAUAAAUCUGAUGCUGUCAAAGAUUCCUUCCGAAGUCUUGCCAUUGACUAGCGUGAACGUAUAAAAAGAUUCAAAGGCUAAUUUAGGAACGAAUUCGGGAAUAUCUAUAAUAAACAACUAUAGACAUUUAAAGACACAAGUAAAGCUUUAGCUAAAAAUACACUAUUUACUAAUGUAGCACAGAAGUUUAAAAUAGG